This is a messenger RNA of Mytilus trossulus (common blue mussel), 2821 nucleotides long. RefSeq names its product small conductance calcium-activated potassium channel protein-like. The transcript has a single exon. The coding region runs from base 708 to 2090 and encodes 460 amino acids. The record is from RefSeq and is a predicted model, not a curated record. Gene Ontology annotation, molecular function: calmodulin binding; small conductance calcium-activated potassium channel activity. NCBI's taxonomy places the organism in Eukaryota, Metazoa, Mollusca, Bivalvia, Mytilida, Mytilidae. Gene Ontology annotation, cellular component: neuronal cell body; plasma membrane; neuron projection. Gene Ontology annotation, biological process: potassium ion transmembrane transport.
UUUUAAUUGUUUUUACGUUACAUUAGUGUUUGUUAACACAGAAUAAUGGAAUUUUAUAGAAGCCAAUCAAAGAUGAAGAUGAUACGACAAUAAAUUUUAUUCUUUGAGAGAAAAAAAAUAUCAAUAAAAUCAUAAAUAUCAACGGUUCAAUUAGAUAUAAUGAGAAUACAAGACUUUAUCAAGCAUUUAUUGUCAAUGUAUUGAUCUUAGUGUUGUCAAUAUACUCCCCUCUAGUGAUACAAAUCCGCGAGGUGGUUAUGUAUAUAUUUGAAAACAAUUGUCUCUAAUUUUUAGGAAUUAACCUUUGUAUUGAAAACACAUGCGCAGACUUAAUAUAGUGAGAGAAGAAAUGGACAGGCUCGUAACGUGUUAUUGGUUGGAUACAGAUACAAUUUCUAUUUGACAUUUUGUUUGAAGGAUAAGAAAUAAUUGAUGAGAUACGUAAAAGAUAUUAUAUUUGUAAUGACACACUGUUAUAACAUAUGUAGUAUAAAACACGAAAUAAAGAUUUAAUAUAAUGGAAUAAUGGAACGUAUAAAAGGGAGAAAUUCACCAAUAUAUAGAGCUGUUAAAACUACCGUAGAUUUAGAACGUUACAUUUUAUUUCAAGGAGAAAGCCGGUUAUCUUUCUAAUUAUGAAAUAUGGUGAGAGACUGGUCAAUGUUAGCUGAUAAAAUUUAUUAGUGGGAGCAUUUGAUGACAGUGCUAUGAGUUCAGUGGUUGAAGAUCCUGGAAUUCCUCUCGUCGGAAUGAACGGGAAUCACGUUCAGUACAAGACAUUAAACGAGUCUACAGAUAGUGUGACUCCAAAAGUUAUAGGACGAUUUGAAACGGUGGGUAGCCGUCUUGCGAAGAGGAAAGAAUUAUAUUAUCGGCGCAAACGUGCAAAUGAUGCUGCUCUGGGAUUUGCAAUAGCUGGAAUAUUUUUGAUGAUUAUAGAAACUGAAUUAACGCAUGCUGAAGUAUUUACAAGGAGAGAACUUCCAUCGUAUCUGAUCAAAAUGAUGGUAACUGCCUCGACAGUUGCGCUUUUAAUAUUUCUAUUUAUUUAUCAUAGACUUGAUGUUAAACUUUUCAUCGUAGAUAACAGCGUCGAUGACUGGAAAAUUGCAAUGAGUCCAAGACGAGUUGUUAAAAUUGUUGUAGAAUUCUGUACAUGUAUUAUACAUCCAAUACCUGGUGAUUUUACAAUAUGGUGGGAACGAACUGUUUCUCAAGGGCAGAUAAGUCGUACAGACGACGUACCACUAGACGUUGUUUUGUCUCUACCAAUGUUUUUACGUUUGUAUUUGGUAUGUCGGACAGUGAUGUUACACAGCCGUCUUUAUCAAGACGCGUCAUCUCAAAGUUUAGGAGCUUUAAAUCGGAUUCAUUUUAAUUUCAGGUUUAUAUUUAAGUCUUUCAUGGCCGUACAUCCAACCUAUAUUUUGACAUUGAUCAUUGUGUGUAUGUUCUUUGUAGCUAGUUGGUGUUUACGAUUAUGUGAGAUGUAUGAUAGUUCUCCCGAUGAAGCAGUUCAUGCGAACUACCUAAAUUCAAUGUGGCUGGUAGCUAUAACAUUCCUGUCCGUUGGAUACGGGGAUAUUGUACCAAGUACGUACUGUGGAAGAGGAAUAGCAGUAACUACGGGAAUAUUUGGUGCUGGAGUUACCGCACUUGUUGUGGCGGUUCUGGCAAGAAAACUUGAACUUUCAAGGUCAGAAAAAUAUGUACAUGAUUUUGUAAUUGAUGUCGAUUUAGAUAAACGUCUAAAAAACGAAGCAGCGAAUGUAAUGAGGUCUGGGUGGUUCAUUUACAAAUAUAGACGAAUCAAGCAGAACUCAUCCAAUAGUUUAAAUUACCAAAGGAAGUUACUAGAGGCUAUAUACAACAUCCGGGAAAUAAAAGCCGCACAAAGACGAUUGGUUGAUUCUUCUACGACACUAGUGGAACUUUAUAAAUCUCACUCCGAAAUGGCAAGGUCAGUCGAAAAUGUAAAAGUAAGGCAAGGAAUUUUAGACGACAAAAUGGACAACUUAGAAUCAAAGAUACUUUCCAUUCAUGAAAAACUAAAUGCUAUCCAUACAGCUGUAACACAGAAACAAAAAUAACAUAAAGUAAAUACAAUGAUAAACACCGCUUACAAUUUGGCAGGGAAUUUUAAUGCUUAUAAAAUUGUUGAAAUUUAAAAAGAUUAACAGUCAGUCUUAACGUAUUCAAUAAAUCAUUUUACUGUGCAUUUAAUUUUUUCCUCAUAAAUGAAAUUACCAAUUGCGUAUUGAAAAUUCUUACACAUUUACCAUAAAAUGGACCAACUAAAAUUAAGAAUGAAAAUGGGGAAUGUGUCAAAGAGACCUGACCAAACAUCAGACUAUUGUCUUCCUUUCUUUACAAACGUUUCCUUAUUUGCCUGUAAUAAAAUAUAAUGAUGAUUGAUUGAAUGUUGGUGUUUAACGCCUCUUUAUGCACUAUAAUUGACUUUAUCGUGGUGGUCAGUGGCUGGAGUGACUGACGAGAAUCAAAGACCUUCGACAGGAACACUAACAAUGCUAGUAAAUUAAGAUUGCACUCGAACACACAUGCCAUGUGCGGUAUUCCAACUCACAACGUCAGUGUUAAUACAAAUGUUGAUUAUAUUGCAAGUAUACUACAAAUCUUUACUGUCCUUUAUUUUAAAUAUAAUAUUUCGAUAAGGAAAAACACAUUCUUUAAUAGAGGGUCACCCGAGCUGUGCAGAUCAAAUGAUGUAUGUCAAUUACUAACACUUGAUCUUCAAACCUUUAAACGGAAAUAUAAUUUAAACCUCAAAUGGUUUUUUCUUAUAAUAUAUUCAUAUAUAGAU